Messenger RNA from Blepharisma stoltei, 1074 nucleotides. Lineage: Eukaryota; Ciliophora; Heterotrichea; Heterotrichida; Blepharismidae. The record is from the annotation of a GenBank genome assembly.
AUGACGACUCCUGGAAGAACUAAAGAGCUUUCACGAAUUUUCCAUCACAUAAGCGAAGGCGGGCAAAUGAUCACUGCUAGAACAAUAAAGAAGUACUUAGGCCGCGAUGUGAAUACUGACAUGCUUCCUUCAACUAUCAACAAAGAUGACUUCAUUGAUGCAUUUGAUGCUGAACUUUUGCGUUUGAAAGACCAAGAGGACUAUUUAAUUUAUCAAAUAAGCCAAUACAAAAGUAAAACAAGAAAACACCUGCAGAGCCAAGGUGACAGAGAUGAAUACGGUUAUAAUGGCAUCAUGGAUGGAAGCAAAUUCGAGUUUAUCGUUGAAGAAGCUCGCGACCUCCCUGCAAUGAACACGAAUAACACAGCAGAUUCAUUUUUUACUGUAAAAAGUGAUGACGAACUAUUUUUUCAGUCACAGCUGAUUGUUGAUUCUGCUGAACCAGUUUGGAACGAAAAAGUCUCAAUCCCAGUGACCUCAAAAAGCCAUUUGAUUGAGUUCGAGCUGUGGGAUGACGACUCAAACCCAGAACUUAUAGGUUCUUUUGUUAUCGAGCUUGAGACUUAUGAAGACCAACAAGUCCAUUGCAGGUGGUAUGAUUUGGAAGGGCCUGAAGGAAUAAGCAGCGGAGAAGUCAAGAUAACUGGGCAGUGGAUUUAUAGCAUGACGAGGUUUCAUAACGCCUGCCUUGACAAAUAUGAUAGAAACAUCACUCAGUGUGAGAAACUCCUGUCCCAAGUGACUGAACAUCUUGAAAACUUGUAUACUCUUGAUGGCAAAGAGCUGCUUUCAGCCUGACUAGAUCCUCCAUCACUCACCUUGAUUUCAUCAAAAUCAAGAAAAGGGAAACACUUUUUAAGUAUCCCGUGCUCGAGGCAUGGAUCACUUCUAGGCACUCCAAGGUCCAAAGCACGAAAGAAUACAAGAUAUAUAAAUAUCAAAGACUCUUUCAGUAGCCCAAGGCUGCCAGAAUCUGAUCGCUACAACAGUUUUCUGGAUGAGGAAAAGCCUUAUGAAAGGCAGCCUUUUAAAUUCGACUUCUUAGCAAUAGGUAUGUACUUGAGCACCAAGUAA